Messenger RNA from Diceros bicornis minor, 1389 nucleotides. It is a transcript of the gene ADAMDEC1, whose product is annotated as ADAM like decysin 1. Gene Ontology annotation, biological process: proteolysis. Lineage: Eukaryota; Metazoa; Chordata; Mammalia; Perissodactyla; Rhinocerotidae. Bases 1 to 1389 code for a protein of 462 amino acids. Gene Ontology annotation, molecular function: metalloendopeptidase activity. The transcript is spliced from 13 exons. The record is from RefSeq and is a predicted model, not a curated record.
AUGUCUUUGGUCCUGCUUUCUAUCCUCUGGCUCAUCAUUCAAACUCAAGCAAUAGCCAUAAAGCAAACACCUGAAUUAGAGCGCUAUGAAGUAGUUCGUCCUAAAAAACUACACAUUUUACACAAGAGAGAGAUACAGAACAACCAGACAGAGAAGCACGGCAAAGAGGAAAGAUAUGAACCUGAACUUCGGUAUCAGAUUGUAUUAAACGGAGAAGAAGUUAUUCUUCACCUACAAAAAACCAAGCAUCUCUUGGGGCCAGACUAUACGGAAACAUAUUACUCACCCAGGGGAGAGGAAGUCACCACAAGGCCUCAGAACAUGGAACACUGCUACUAUGAAGGACACAUUCUAAAUGAAAAGGAUUCUGUUGCCAGCAUUAGUACUUGUGAUGGGUUGAGGGGACACUUCACACAUCAUGGUCAAAGAUACAUGAUAAAGCCUCUGAAAGGCACAGACCAAGAAGAACAUGCUGUCCUCACGUACGCCCGAGAGGAGCCAGAGCCAGCUAACCAGACCUGUGGCGUGAGAAAUGUUGGCAGGAAACGAGGCCUCGCUCGAACCUCUAGGUCACUCAGUAGCCCAGAGCAGGAAGAGUUUCUUCAGGCUGAGAAAUACAUUGAUUUCUUUUUGGUGCUGGAUAAUGCCUUUUAUAAUAUGUAUAAGGGGAAUCUAACUUUGAUAAGAAGCUUUGUGUUUGAUGUGAUGAACCUACUCAACGUGAUUUAUAAAACCAUAGAUGUUCAAGUGGCCUUGGUAGGUAUGGAAAUCUGGUCUGACGGUGAUAAAAUAAAGGUGGAACCCAAAGCAGCCGUCACCUUUACCAACUUUCUGAAUUGGCAUCGUUCUAACCUGGGGAAAAAGAAGAUCCACGACCAUGCUCAGCUGCUCAGUGGAAUUGGCUUCAACAAUGGACGUGUAGGAAUGGCAGCCUCGAAUUCCUUAUGUUCCCCAUCUUCGGUUGCUGUUAUUGAGGGUAAGAGAAAGAAUAGUGUGUCACUUGUAGGAGUGAUGUCACACGAGCUGGGCCAUGUCCUUGGUAUGCCUGAUGUUCCAUAUGACACCAAGUGUCCCUCUGGGAGUUGUGUGAUGAAUCAAUACCUAAGCUCAAAAUUCCCAAAGGAUUUCAGUACCUCCUGCCGUGCACAUUUUAAAAAAUACAUGUUAUCUCAAAAACCAAAGUGCCUGCUGCAAGCACCAAUUCCUACGAAUAUAAUAACAAAACCAGUGUGUGGGAACCAACUUCUGGAAGUAGGAGAAGACUGUGAUUGUGGGUCUCCUAAGAGAAUGAAUCAAAAACUCUGCUUCAUUGAGAUGCUACUUGCCAGGACAAGAAUCAAGAAAUCUAAACAUGCCAGGAAUCUUGUGUAUUUUCACCUUUGUACUUAG